This is a messenger RNA of Colletotrichum siamense, 360 nucleotides long. RefSeq lists its product as uncharacterized. The record is from RefSeq and is a predicted model, not a curated record. The transcript has a single exon. NCBI's taxonomy places the organism in Eukaryota, Fungi, Ascomycota, Sordariomycetes, Glomerellales, Glomerellaceae. The coding region runs from base 1 to 360 and encodes 119 amino acids.
AUGGCCUCUCAAAUUUCUCUCGAAGAAUGUAACCGAUGCUCGUGGCGGCCUGCGCCUGGUCUUCGGAGAUCCCUACGAGUUCAUAAUGCCAGCCAACACGGUCAAGGGUUGGGAAUGAAGCCCAACCAGCCUUCGCAGAACCGAUCCAGCAGAUCUGGAGUUCGCGAGUCAGCCAAUGACGGUCCCGAAGGGUUGAACGAACAGCCUGAGGUCAUCAAUGGGAGCAUUGCGGAAGACACCGAUGGGAGCAACCGAAGCACCCCCGAAACAGAGGCGGGCAUUGGCAUGGCUUCUGAUGUUGUUGUCCGCGGCUACCAGAACAACUUCUACAACAGCAUUGUGUACAACAUCAACAUGUAA